AUGACCAACGUCGACGCUCGAAUCUCGCUUCAAAGGAGUCGAUUUACCUUGAUCCAAGAAGCAGCUGAUUUCAACGAUGAAGACGUUCCGUCUCCAAACCGUCAGCUUAUCAACACCCGAUUGGCUUUAUUGGAACAAAACUGGAACAGAUUUCAAGAGGAACACGAAAGUCUCUGCCUUUCUGAGAGUGACGGUUUGAGCAGUCAGCCCUACGUCACGGAACGCCUUUACGAGCGUUGCCAAGCCUUUUACGUCUUCUCACGAGCGAAGCUACUCACCAGACAAGAGGAACUGGACAGCGUGAGUCAACCUUCCGGUUCGACACCUGCUGAGCAGACAACGGCCCGUCCAUUGCUACCGCGCAGCGCAUUACCAAGGAUUAAGUUACCAAGCUUUUCUGGAGAAUAUCAUUCCUGGAGAACGUUUCACGACUUGUUCAGCUCGAUGAUUAAACACAACACCGAUUUGACAGAGGUAGAGAAGAUGCAUUAUUUGAAGACGUGUCUGACCGGAGAGGCGGCAAAAUUAAUCAACAACCUAUCGCUUGCGGGAGAUAGCUUUGCAGUAGCUUGGAACCUGCUGGUCUCAAGAUAUGAAAACAAACGAUUCUUAAUCAACAUACAACUCGACCGCAUAAUGAGCCUGAAACCUCUCAAGAAUAAAAGCGCGAACGGACUCAGGACUUUUCUAACGACCAUUCUGGAAGCCCUCGGUGCUCUAAGGGCUCUCGACUGUUCCGUACACCAAUGGGACCCCCUACUGUUACAUCAGUUUACAAGACUCUUGGACUCGGAAACACGCGAGGCAUGGGAGGUAAAACUCGGUUCGUCCCCUACCUUUCCGACCUUCGCUCAGUUUGAGGAAUUUCUGGAUGGAAGAACAAGAGCGUUGGAGAUUCUUCAACCUAUCUCUGUAACGGGAUCUAAAAGGGAUCAUCCCGGUAGUAACUCCCGCCGACCGCACGCAAGUAUCGCUGCCCAUUCCUCCACAACCCCGCCCCCUAAAGGAUCGGGCGGUUGUCCGUUGUGUGGAGAUUCGCAUUACAUAGCCAAAUGUGACCGCUACCGGCCGAAGACACUCAAACAACGCCGAGACAUCAUCAUUAAGCACCGAAGAUGCUUCAACUGCCUUGGUCCGCACAAUGUCAAGAAUUGUAAAUCCACAAAGCGUUGCCUGACCUGUGGCAAGAGGCAUCACACAUCCCUACACGAAGUAAAAGCCGAAACGGCUACGAAACCUCCGACGGACAUCAAAGUUACGCCCAGCGAACAGCCAGCAACGAGCUGA
This is a messenger RNA of Vollenhovia emeryi, 1287 nucleotides long. RefSeq lists its product as uncharacterized. Bases 1 to 1287 code for a protein of 428 amino acids. NCBI's taxonomy places the organism in Eukaryota, Metazoa, Arthropoda, Insecta, Hymenoptera, Formicidae. The record is from RefSeq and is a predicted model, not a curated record. The transcript has a single exon.